Diospyros lotus (date-plum) is the source of this 1495-nucleotide messenger RNA. RefSeq lists its product as uncharacterized. Lineage: Eukaryota; Viridiplantae; Streptophyta; Magnoliopsida; Ericales; Ebenaceae. The transcript is spliced from 7 exons. Gene Ontology annotation, molecular function: 3'-5'-RNA exonuclease activity. The record is from RefSeq and is a predicted model, not a curated record. Bases 249 to 1184 code for a protein of 311 amino acids.
AGUUCUCCGUUUUAGAAAAUUGCUACUGUUUACUUGCCUUGCUGUUUGAGCUUCGAAACUUGGACCCAAGCUGUACAACGUUGAAUCAAACAAAUCCAAUACAGAGUUCACAUUCCAGAUCGCAAUAGUGAGAAAAAAGCAAGCGAAAAGCUGGUUCUCUCUUCUGUUUCCUUGCGAGUUUAUAUCAUCAUUUGCUAAAUUUGAUCAUGUAAACGGAUACGCCAGACGAAGAUAAAGAGGGGGUAAAAAUGAGUGUUUCUCUCACUGUAAUGGCUUUCAAUCUUCUGGAUGAUCAGCCGGAAGACAGCCCAAAUUCAUGGGAAAAAAGGAGGGAUAUUUGUUUAAGCGUUAUAACCAGUUAUUCUCCAAUGAUUCUCUGUACCCAACAAGGUGUGAAGUCUCAGUUGGACUAUCUUCAGCAGGGUUUGCCUGGUUAUGAUCAAUUUGGGAUCUCAAGAAAGGGAUCUGAAGAACCUUCAGAUCAGCAUUGCACAAUCUUUUAUGACAAGGAGAAGGUGGAGCUGCUGGAAGGUGGAACUUUUUGGUUGUCAGAGUCACCUUCAGUCCCUGGAAGCAUAUCAUGGGGUGCUGAAGUUCCAUGUAUUGCCACAUGGGCAACAUUUCAACUAAAAGGAGUUGAGCCACCAGGAUUUUCAUUUCAGAUAGUUAAUACAAACAUGGAUGAGUUCAGUCCCCGCGCCCGCAGGCGAAGUGCUUUACUCACAUGGCAGCAUAUUGCGUCUUUGCCUCCUAGCUUACCUGUGGUAUACUGUGGAGGCUUUAACGCACAAAAGGAAUCAACUACUGGACGUUUUCUUCUUGGGCGAUCAAGGGAGCAUGGAGUUGUAGGUGAUAUGAGGGAUGCAUGGCCCAAUGCUCGUGUGAGAAAAAAUGCAUCUCUCAUACACACGUAUCACGGAUUUAAAGGUAAUAAACAGGGAGUUCUUGAAUUCCUCAAGUUAAUUUUUAGAGCUCUUUGCCUUUGCUGGGAUCGCCAAACCCAGGAUCUACAUAUAGAUUGGAUUCUUUUCAGAGGCAGAUCACUAAUGCCAGUUGCAUCCUGUGAAGUGGUGAAUGACAACAUUGAUGGGCAUUACCCAUCAUCUCAUUAUCCGAUAUUUGCUGAGUUUAUGCUUCCUCGUACAGUGAGAUUGCUUGAAUCACCUGCUCAAGUUGGAAAUUGAUCAUAUAUUUCAUUCAUCCAUCCUUCUGCCCCUACCCCCCCUCUUCUUCCUUUUCCUAUCUCUCCUUGGCCAAUAUUAUGGAUCUGGUAAUCUGCAGCUUCUUUCCUCCCAUUUCCCCUUCGUUCUUCUUGCUUUUUUUCUUUUCUUUUCUUUUUUAAGUGGGGGUUCUUUGCAGGGAAGCUCAUGAGCUAUUUCUUGUCCAAUCAUUUUCAUUGGUAAUGUAGGCAUGCAUGGCGGUCUCUGAGAAUAUUGAUAAUGGGUGAUUUGUCCAUUGGUAACAGUUGUGGAAAUAUAAAUAGUUUAUUUUUGCA